Messenger RNA from Aspergillus luchuensis, 1152 nucleotides. It is a transcript of the gene TSR3, whose product is annotated as ribosome biogenesis TSR3 family protein. The transcript is spliced from 3 exons. Gene Ontology annotation, molecular function: rRNA small subunit aminocarboxypropyltransferase activity. Gene Ontology annotation, biological process: maturation of SSU-rRNA. NCBI's taxonomy places the organism in Eukaryota, Fungi, Ascomycota, Eurotiomycetes, Eurotiales, Aspergillaceae. Bases 1 to 1152 code for a protein of 383 amino acids. The record is from RefSeq and is a predicted model, not a curated record.
AUGGUCCGCCAUAAAAAAGACAACUUCGCUCGAGGAGGCAAGAAAUUCUCCUCCAAGGGUCCCCGUCCUCCCCGCCGCGAUCCCGCCAACCCUGACGCCGAUGAUGCCGACCGCCCCUCCAGACCUCCAUUCAAAGCCGCCUGUUGGGAUCUGGGUCACUGUGAUCCCAAGCGCUGCUCAGGAAAGAGAUUGAUGAACUUUGGUCUGAUGCGCGAGCUGCAGAUCGGCCAGCGAUUCCCGGGUGUAAUUGUCUCUCCCAACGCAAAGAAAAUCAUCUCUCCGGCCGAUAAAGACCUCCUCGAACAGUUCGGCGCCGCAGUAGUAGAAUGUUCCUGGGUGCGAGUGAAGGAAGUGCCCUGGUCGCGAAUCGGAGGAAAAUGCGAACGACUCUUACCCUACCUCAUCGCCGCCAACACAGUCAACUACGGCAAACCCUGGCGCCUAAAUUGCGUGGAAGCCCUUGCCGCCUGUUUCUGCAUCUGCGGCCACGAAGACUGGGCUCGCCAAGUCCUCAAACCCUUCCGCUACGGUGAAGCCUUCCUAGAAAUCAACGGAAAACUACUCAAGCGGUACGCCGCCUGCGCCGACGAAGACGAAAUCAAGCGCGCCGAGGAGGAAUGGCUCGCCAAGAUCGAGCGGGAAUACGAGGAGAGUCGGGCCGCGGGCGGCGCAGACGAUAUUUGGACGGUGGGGAAUACGAAUCGGAGGGCGGAGUCGGAUUCUGAGGAGGAUGAUGAGGAGGGUUCGGGCUCUGAUAAGGAUAACAACGAUGAGGAGGAAGAGGAAGAAGAGGAGGAAGAUAAAGACCCCUUCGCGAUAUCAGACGACUCGGAAGAGGAAGAACAAAUGGCUGCUAUUCGAGCCAAGAUCCUAAAUUCCAAGUCGUUUCAGAAUCCCUCGGCUUCGGAUAAGCCGCAGCCGGAGAAGAUUGCGAGACCGGAGGAGGAAGGGUCGAAGUCGAGGCCGUUGGAGGAUUCAGAUGCUGAGUCCGGGUCUGCGGAGGGGAGUGAGGAUGAGGCGUUCGAUAGUAUUAUCAAUGCGACGCCGGUGACGGAUCGGACGGGAAUUAUUGCGGCGCAGAAGAAGAAGGAGAAGGAGACGUUUAGUGCGUCGUUUUCCAGGACGGUGGUGGAUGCGCCGAAGCGAUGGUAG